GAAGCUUCGAGAUACAGUGACCAUGGGGGCUCAGGACACCCCCUUGGAGGACAAGACGGUGACGGUGGUGUAUGGUCCUGACCUAGUGAACAUCAACUUUAUCAAUUUUUGCUGUAACCGAAGAGAAACUGCUCAGGAAUGGACAGACGAGCUGCUGAAGAUGGCUUACAACCUGAUGGCCAUCAAUGCCUCCACUACCACUUUCCUCGAAAAGGCUUACACCAAAUUACAUCUAAUGACAGACAGGGAUGGAAAGCUUCCCGUAAAAAAUGUUAUUAAAAUGUUUGCUCAACACAAGGAUGAUAAGAAGAGGGUGGAGAAGGGCUUGGAGCUUACAGGUCUACCCACUGGAAAGAAUGACUGCAUUUCUCCAGAAAAGUUUUCGUUUGAUUGUUUCCUUACAUUUUAUCGCCAUCUAGUGGGAAGAACUGAGGUGGAUUCAAUUUUUGAAAAGCUUUGUGGAGGGAACAAGAAGAAAGGAAUGACAGUAGAUCAGUUGGUUGAUUUCUUCAACAAAGAACAAAGAGAUCCAAGACUUAAUGAGAUCUUAUAUCCUUAUGCUACACCAGCUAGAGCUAAGGAUAUUAUCAAGCAGUAUGAACCAAAUAAAACCUAUGCUCAGAAAGGAAUGUUGUCUGUUGAAGGGUUUCUUCGGUAUCUCACAAGUGAUGACAACAACAUCAUGGCACCAGAAAAGUUUGAUCUCAAUGAGGACAUGGACCAACCUCUAAGUCAUUACUUUAUUAACUCAUCUCACAAUACUUACUUAACAGGCCAUCAGUUGACAGGAAAAUCAUCGGUAGAAAUGUACCGUCAGUGUUUGCUGACAGGAUGUCGGUGUGUGGAGCUUGACUGUUGGAAUGGAAGGAAUUCAGAUGAAGAACCAAUUAUAACUCAUGGUUAUACUGUUGUUACAGAAAUCUUGUUAAAGGAAGUGAUAGAAGCAAUUGCAGAAAGUGCAUUCAAGACAUCAUCCUUUCCAGUAAUACUGUCUUUUGAAAACCAUUGUUCAACCAAGCAACAAGCCAAGAUGGCCACUUACUGCAGGAAGAUUUUAGGUGACAUGCUGUUAACAGAACCCUUGCCUUCCCAUCCUGUAAAACCAGAUCAAGCAUUACCUUCUCCUAACCAAUUGCUGAGGAAAAUCAUUAUCAAAAACAAGAAGAAACACUAUCCCCGAGUUCCUGUCAAGGCUGGUGGGGAUGUACUACAAGACAGCACUGAAGAACUAUCCCACCCUCCUCCAACCCCAGAACGGACACGUCCCACGCUAACAGCUUCCAACAGUGUAGAGAGCCACAGUGAGACCAGCACUGCAGUUGCAGCUAGAGAGGAGGAUGUGGAUGAGGGAGUGGUAAAUGAGAUAGGAACCUCUCCAAAGAUGCAGGGAAUCAGCUGUGACAUUGAAGACUCUGAUACUGACUCAGGAACAGAAGAAGAAGAAACUCCUGAGGUGCCUUUAGAGGACCAAAAUGAGGGCACAGCUGCUAAAGAAUCAGAAGCUGGGGCUGAAAUGUCAGCAUUAGUCAACUAUGUACAGCCUGUUCGAUUUCAUACCUUUGAAUUUGCUGAGAGAAAAAAUAGAAGUUACGAAGUUUCUUCAUUUGUAGAAACACAGGCUACAUGUUUAUUGAAGGAACAUCCUGUAGAGUUUGUCAAUUAUAAUAAACGUCAACUGAGUAGGAUUUAUCCACGUGGAACACGAGUAGACUCCAGUAAUUACAUGCCUCAGGUAUUUUGGAAUGCUGGCUGUCACAUGGUAGCAUUGAACUUUCAAACAUUAGAUCUGGGAAUGCAGUUGAACUUGGGUAUCUUUGAAUAUAAUGCUCGUAGUGGUUACCUCUUGAAGCCUGACUUUAUGAGGAGAGGAGAUCGAAAGUUUGAUCCAUUCAUAGAGUCAACUGUGGAUGGUAUAAUAGCUGGUACAGUAUCUGUCAAGAUAAUUUCUGGCCAGUUCUUAACUGACAAAAGAGUUGGAACUUAUGUAGAAGUGGAUAUGUAUGGACUUCCUGCAGAUACUGUACGUCGAAAAUUCCGUACCAAGACUGUUCCUGCAAAUGGAAUUAAUCCCAUUUUUGACGAUGAUCCAUUUGUCUUUAAAAAGGUUGUACUUCCAGACCUGGCGUGUUUGAGAAUAAUUGUAAAUGAAGAGAAUGGGCGUUUUAUUGGUCACAAGCUGUUACCUGUAGUUGGGCUUCGUCCAGGAUAUCGGCACAUUUCCUUGCGGAAUGAGUCGGGUCAGCCUUUGACCCUCCCAACACUUUUUGUCCACAUAACUGUGAAAGAUUACAUUCCUGAUGGCUUCUCAGAGUUAGCUGAUGCACUAGCUAAUCCUAUUGCCUACCAGUCUAUGGUUGAAAAACAUGCCCAACAGUUGAUGGCCUUGACAGAUGACAUUGAAAUGGAUGAAGGAAAACCUCCAUCCCCUCAGGAAUCCAGAAGACCAGAUGCAGAAAGAACAAGAGUACUUGGGAAAAAUGAUUCUUUUGAUGUUGGAAGGAGUGGAGAAAGCAGCACAAAUGUGAAGCAUGAUACCAUGAAUGGAAACAUCCAGCGCCCAGGCCCUGCAGGAAACACUUCUCCCAUUCUCAGUCGUCAAGAUACUGUAAACAAAAGAUUAAAUCAAUCAGUCAGAAGCUUGUCAGAUGAUGCUACUGCAGAAAAACCAACUUCCUUAUUGGAAUCAGCAGAAGCCAACAUCAGUGCAGAAACCAUUGAAAAAAUAAAGGAAUCAAAAUUAGUUCAGAAAGUACAGACCAAGAUAGAAAGAGAUCUCACUCUCUUACGUAAGAAAUAUGAAAAGUCUCGAGAGAAAGAGAAAGAACUUCAUCUGCAGAAAGAAGAGAAACUUUUGCAAGCUCAAGAAAAAUUGAAGUCCCAAAUUGCUAAGUCUCAUGCCAAGCUUGUAAAAAAAGGCUCUGCUACUAACGUUCAGUUACUCAAGAGAAAAAGUGAAGUUGACCUACAAACAAUGUCAGUUCAACACCAAAGUAAGAUAGAGGAACUUCAGAAAACUUAUAGUCAAAAUAUCCUGUCCCUGACAAAGGAGCAGUUGCGUGCAGAAAUGGAACUGCAAAAGAAAUACCAUGAACCACUAUAUCUUGCCAUCGAAAAAGCAACCCAACUGUCUCAAGCUGAACAGCUACAGUUCUUACAGAACCUCCAUGACAGGGAAGUUAGUGAAUUAAUGAAGAGGUUAGAGACACAAAACAGGGAAGAAAUUCGUAAUUUAGGAAAAAGUCACAAAGAUAAAAAUGAGCUGGCCAGAAUGAAGAGAGAAUUACAACAGAAAUUAAUUGAACAAGCUGUAGCGGAAAGACAAAGAUUUAACAGCUUGUUGAAGAAGAAAAAGAGAUUGUUAGAGAAAGAACAUGAAGAAGUUAGGAAGAAGCUAGAAGAAGAAAAAAACAACGCUCAGGAGAGUCUCCAAGAGAUGUUUGAAGAGAAGUGUGCAACCUUACAGCAUGACUUUGAAGAGAACCCUUGCAUGUUUUUCUCGGCCACAGUUACAGAUGUCCCACAAGCUACUGUGUUAUGAGGGAAAUUUAGGAUCAAGAUAAUAUGGGCUAUGACGUGUGCUACGAUUUUAUUUCUUGGUCAAGCCAUUUUAUUCCUCUGGGUUACUCUAUGGUGCUGCCCUCUAGUAACACAAAGAGGACAUAGUGCAUGACUUUCAACAUCCCAUGGUAGAGCUUUUUGUGUUAGCAGCAUCUUGUGAUGUCAGUCAGCUUUGGAUCAUUCCAUUCUUUGAGAAGACAGGAGACCUGCCUGUAAAUUAAAACAAUAUCUUGCUGUAUAAAGUUUUAUUUACAAGUUGUAUAUAGUGUUCCAUGUCUUUUGUUAUCCUGGUGUUACUUCCAGGAAAACCAGACAUUCAUUAUAAGUGUUCAGACUCUUAAAAACUUCACUGUCAUAUGCAUUCACAGAAGAUGUACUCUUCAUAAUUUGUUGUAUCUUGUUAUUGUUAUGACCACUGAUUUCUCUUGUUUGUUGUUUUCUGUAAGAUUACUCUACUGUCUGUCAAAAAAACUAAUAUUUAAACAACUUGAAUGGUUGGAUGAAAAGAUAUACAUUUUGUGUAAUAUGUAUAAAUGACUGAUUGUCUUAUGUUGAAUAGCAGUAGAAAUGGAGUACUGAAGAAAAACUUAUUUUCAUGUCAUUAAAUUCACCUUAGAUUUUUUGUUUUUAAGGUUUAUGAAUUAAUGAUUAAUGUCAAGUUAUAUCCUGUGACACAAACUGAAUACAAGACAUAGUUUCAGCAUCAGGUUAUAACCUGUAACACAAACUGAAUACAAGACAUAGUUUCAUCAUCAGGUUAUAUCCUGUAACACAAACUGAAUACGAGACAUAGUUUCAGCAUCAGGUCAUAACCUGUAACACAAACUGAAUACAAGACAUAGUUUCAGCAUCAGGUUAUAUCCUGUAACACAAACUGAAUACGAGACAUAGUUUCAGCAUCAGGUUAUAUCCUGUAACACAAACUGAAUACAAGACACAGUUUCAGUAUCAGGUUAUAUCCUGUAACACAAACUGAAUACAAGACACAGUUUCAGUAUCAGGUUAUAUCCUGUAUCACAAACUGAAUACAAGACAUAGUUUCAGCAUCAGGUUCAUAACCUGUAACACAAACUGAAUACAAGACAUAGUUUCAGCAUCAGGUCAUAACCUGUAACACAAACUGAAUACAAGACAUAGUUUCAGUAUCAGGUUAUAUCCUGUAACACAAACUGAGUACAAGCCACUGUUUCAAUAUCAGGUUAUACUGUAUGACACAAACAAUAUACAAAAUACUGUUUCAGGUUGAGGUUUGAAUCCUUUUAUGGGCUUGACAUGACCUAGUGAUUGUUAUGUGAGUCUGUGAAUCCACAGAUUUGGGGUUCACAUCCUGUUGCUGCAAAAACACACUCCAUAUCUUAGGGCUGUUGCAUUGUAAGAGUGAUGUUGAAAUCUCAUUAUUCAACUAGAGAAGCCCAAAAGUGGUUAGUUCUGUCUAACUGCUGUUGUUCUGGCAUGUCAAUUCAAAAUUAGAGACAAUUAGUGCAGAUAGCAUAGCCCUUUGUAUUUAUUACAACUCAGCUACCCAACAGUUGCAAGUAGCUAAUCAUUGUGUUUGUGUGUGUUUGACUAAUCAGUUCUUGGUGGUAAAAUAACCUAUGUUACUAAUCUCAAUAUAACCUGACUAACUAACCCAAUUAACACAACUAAAGAGCACUGUGGUUUUACAUACCGUACCUAUACGUUCUCUGCUGAAAAUGUAUGAAUGUCUGAAAAAAUUAAAAAUACACGUAUGAAAAAAAAUUUGCUUCUAGCAAAGUAUGUCACCAACUUUCUCCUUUCUAUUAAUGUUCUUGUGAGUUAAAGAAAAGGGAUAACCUUGAAUCUAAUCUGAUGGUAGCUGUGGGCUAUUACAGAUCAAUGAGUGCUCUCAUAGCGUUAUAAGGCAUAAUAGUAGUAAUAAGAUAUAUGGUUCAUGACCUUUAUCAAGACAUGUUUGACAUGGUGAGUUUAAAAGAGUAUUAAUUUACACAUCUUUUCCAGUGAGGUUCACUUCAAGAAAGCUUUCCGAAAUGAAUCAUUCACAAAAGUUACAGAAAUAACAAUGAGAUAAAAAUGUUCAGAGUCUUGCUGUUACAUUUUUUCCCUUUUGGAUACUAUAAUCAAAUUUCUAUAAACUUGAUAUUUAUAGCCGUUUGAUGCAACAAGUGGAUAUACCCUAUAGUAUCACAAAAAGUCACGUCCUUAAUAUUCCCACCUUAGUACCACGCGUGUGUACAUCACUGACCAAAAGUGCAACUAGUGGAUUUUAAUAAGGAAAAAGUAAUAAAAAUUCUAAAUUUCAUUUUGUAAUGGAUAAUUGACAUUUUUUGAGAACUUGCCUGAAAUUUAAUUGUCUCAAAGGGUUAAAAACAAAUAACUUUUUAACAUUUUUUUUUCUCAUUCAUUAUGUGUCAUUGUAAUGUCAGCAAAAAAUAUAAGAUAAAUUUCAUAAUUCAGAUUCUUUUAACCGUUUUCUUUCAUUUUAAUUUUAGUUGUUAUAAUUCAUUUUCUUACAAAGCAUAAUGUAAUACAUGUAGAAGAAAAAUAGUGCAACAGAAAUAAAUCAACGCACACUUUUGAAAAUGUGACUGUUCGUGUAGAUCUUGGAAGUUAGGUUUAUUAGCUUCUUGCAACUUACCUUUUACUUUUGAAUUGAGAUUACUCAUGUGUUUUGUUUUCUUUUUCUGCUGUCGUAGACUGUAUAUUAAAUAUUCAUUGCUCAUCAUGAAGCCUCAAAAAAGAAAAACUGGUAGAAUUUCUUUAAUCCUUCUCAUUCAUCAUCACCAAUAUUUUUAGAUAAAUGAUUUAUUAUUUUAUCAAAAUAUAUAGAUUUAGCAUUACCAUAUUGAUUAAUCCAAUCAUCAUCGGGAAAUUGUGAUUGUAGUUUUUAGAAGGUUUAUGCCCAAAACAUUUAUAGGCCCAAAACAGCUGUAUGCAAAUUAAAUUUAUUAUAAAGAACUAAAUAUCUUAUUAAUACAAUGAUGACAGCAUAUGCAAAAGAAGUACGUACUCUAGCUUAGUCACUUAGAUUUAUGGUUUUUGUUGAUCUUUAUGAGAUAUCAGCCAGUCAACAUAGCUUCAGUAUGAGAGUUUUAUUUUUAAGUUAAUAUUUUGUCUAUACCUUUUUAAAUAAUAUGAAAAUUUUUGCUAAGCUAGAGAAACUAAAAUUAAUUAUCCCUUCAUGUGUCUUUGACCACAUGGUAAUCCACCAACUGUUAUGUAGUUGUGAUGUGGGGUACUUCAAACAAAAUGUUAAUACAACAACUCAUCAUUUUAUAUGGUCCAAGCAUAGCCUUGUGGUUAGCAGACCUGACUGCAGAUUAACAGGGUCAAAUCAUGAUGCCACUGAACAUGUUUCAUGCUUUCAGCUAUGGGUGCAUCAUAAAAGUGACAGUUAUUCCAAUUAUUUGGUUCAGAGAGCUGGUAGUUAUGAGUGCUGCUGAUUGGCUGCCCUACCUUUGGACAGUAGUUCAAAAUUAGGGACAACCAUUUAGUCAACAUGCACAUAAUGUGCCAUUCAGGUUGAAAAUUCUGUUAUCGUUUAGUCAGUCUGAUCAAACUGUGUGUGUGAUUCAGUUUUGUGGAAGAUACAAUGAGUGUAUGUCAUUCUUUCAUAUAUCUGUGUACUAAUUAGAAACUUGUUUCAUUUUCACUGUAAAUGUAAAACUUUGAUACACUUUCAACUUUUGAAACACAUCCACGCAAUGAUAACAGAAACUUAAAAACAACAUUUUGAACAUGUCUUUAACCCUUCACCAGUUCCCAAGUUGUGUGAAACUACCAUGGAAGUAUGUUCCUAUGAAUGAAGCACAAAAAUUUCAUGUUGGGUUAGCAAGCACAAGGUUGAUAUAAUUUACAAGGGGUCUGCAUUAUGCUUACUGGCUGGAAAUAUUGUUAUUGUAGCUCGUCUAUAUAAAUCUCUUUACCCCCCCCUUUUUUUUUAAAUGGCACACAUCCAUAAAUACCUGUGUUGAUAUGGUGGCAUGCACAUUUUUCUUUCAAGAACAAUCUCUUGUAACCUAUAAUGACACAGAAAUACAUUACACAUAAGUCAAAUAUUGAAAAUGUAUGAAUCAUAUUCUGGUUCAUUCUAACUUAGCUAAUUGUUGUGACAAUGUUAGUUAGUUGUUUAGUAUUAUUGAAUGGCAAAGGUUACAUAGUGGUUGUUAAGUGGCAGAAGUAAAUUAUGAUAUUACUGUUGCAUUGUAUUAACAUUUAGUUAGGUCAAAACCCAUUGGUCAGGUAUAAGUCUCUUUGUUUUUUUCUAACUAGUAUUGGAUAAGACAGUUGAAAUAUUAUAGUUGUGGGUGGUAGUAAUGAUCUGGUUUCAUAAAUUACCACCAUACAAAUAAUUUCACUACACAUAUUUCAGGUUGUUAUUCAAAUAGUUAAGAUUUCAGCUAGAAGUUGUUAUUAAGAUAUAAGAUUUGAUUUUUACCAGACACAAAUCUCUGUAACAUAUAAAUUCAACUGUGUAGCUAACAAAAACAGUUUUUUUAUGAAUUAGAAUUAAAGAAUAUAGGCUGUAUUUGCAUAAAUGUUGUAGACCGUAAGUGUGUGAUUGUUAUGUAUUUAGAGCAGAAUAUGAACUAUGUAACUUAGAUUUUCCUCUAUCAUUAACUGUUGUGUUGUGUCCUGUAGUGACUGGCAUUACAUCUAGUGAGAUAUCUCUAAAUGCUAGUAUCACUGAUCUUUUCAAGGUUCAUUUUCUAACCCAUAAGUUAGUUUCAGGCAAUUGUAGAAAAUUAUUGUGGUCAUGCAUUAGUGGGAUUUUUUUAAUGUGCUGUGCUUAGUGUACACAAUAGAGUUUGUAAAUUUUCAUGUAUGCAAAAGAAGUUGUAUAUAUUAAUAGAUUGUGCGUAGUACAAAUUCUCUAUAUGCUAAACUGUAAUGUGAAGAUAUAUUCCUCUCGGUGGAUCCUCCAAAGAAUUUAACUUGCUUCAACUUGUUUUUUUUUCACAUUGGGAUUGUUUUAUGAAUUCAUAGUCAUUUAAUUCCAAGAAAUUAUAUUUUCAAACAUAUUUUAUGUUCAUGAAAAUGUAUUGUGAUGCAUUUCAGAAACUGCUACAAUUAUAAUACAUUCAUCUCAAUAGUCUUAUGAUGCAAACUCAAACUGCAUUUGUCUGAUGUUAUCUUUAUUGUUUUUUUUUAGUUUCAGUCGAGACAUUCAAUCAUAAUUAAUGUUUAGUUCCCUAGUACUAGUGAUGUCUAUAAAUUUAGCAUUCAGUGAUGGAUGAAAAAAGGAAUAUUUGCAUUCCAGAAUUUUUUUCCCAUGACUAUGAUGGCAUUUUAUGGUAAAUUGACAUUGAAACAAAAACUUUUUAUAAUUUUCAGUAUUUAUGAAAUUUAUUCUAACAGUGUACAUGUGAAUCACCUUUAACAGUUUUGUAGACUCACUUUAAUAUUCAAUUUGUUCUGGUUCUGGAAGACAUGCGUAAACAUCCAUGAAUAGAAACUUUUAUCACAAAGACAGUAAUUGAAAUGUUUUGUAAUUCCAAGUUCAUAGAGUUCAUCAGAAUUUCAAAAUUAUCUUUAUAUUUAGAUUUUUCAGUGAUUAGUUAAGUAAGAUUUAAAUGAUAUUUAUCACUAAUGAAUAUCUUACUCAACUAAGAUAUGUUCUAGAAAAAUCUCUUAACUACCUCCUAUAAUUCAAGAUUGUGAAUAAAUUAAUUUUAAAAGAAACCCAAUCUAUCAGUUGAUCCACCACUAAGUUUUAUUGGUUUCCUAUAAUUCCACUAUUCAUCGGUAACAUUAGACAAGAACAAAUUGAAGGACAUGAGACUAGUUUUCUUGUAGUGAUGGAUCAUAUACGUAUGACGUUUUUAGUUGUUUUUUGCUAACCACAGUGAACAUGUAUAUAGGAUAUGAAGAAUAUGUAUCAUAGAUGGGCUUCAUAUUUAUUUUUAGUAUCUUAACCAGCUUCUUAAUAGUAUAAAUUACAUAUAUAUAUUCUUAAAAUUCUAUAUAAAUACAGAUUCACUGUGAUGUUUAGAAGACAAUUAAAAAAUACCAUACAUGUAACUUUAAAAUAAGUUGCAAAUAAUUUAUCACUAAUAAUUCAUUGUGUUCUUUUGUACAGGUAUCUUAAAUUUUAGGUUAUGGUGAAACUACAUUAUUGUUUCAUUUUUAAAAAGUAUAGAAAAUGUAUUGUCAUCUAAUCAGAUAAACGUACAUGUAGAACAUCUCUAAAAUCCUGAUGCUACUGAUCUGCUUAAAGUUGUAAAUCUUUUGGAUGGUCUCUGAUAAUUUAAUUGUGAUACUUACUUCUCUAAACUGUUAAUAGCUUAAAGUAGGUAUAGCUUUUAUCCAUCAGACUGUGGAGAAAGUCUGAUGAUAGAAUAGCCUAAAAAACUGUACAGUUGCUGGUCUGUGAAGUAAAUCUUGAUGUGUGCAAUAUUUUCUGCCUUAAUGUUGAGUGAUUUCUUGUUGUGUGAAAGCUGUUUUUCUUCAUUUGAUUCUGUAGAACUUGAUUGUUGUUUGUUAUCUAUAAAAAAGAAAUAGAAAAGCAUGAAAUUUUAACUGAAAUGUUAAACAAACAUUAAACUUUCAGAAAUUUCAUGUUUUAGCCAGUUUAUCUAGUUAUUAGUUAUGUCUCUUAAUUAGAAAUUGGUUUCUGGAAAUUGUCUUAUUUUAGUUUAUUUCUUCAGUGAAUUCGUUAAGUGUACUGAUCAAGUUUCCUGUUAGGUCUUUGUAAUCUUCUAAUACCGUUUUUCAUAUUUUUUUUUUAAUGGAUGAAGGUAAGAUAGAUAGAUUUUCAGAAAAAAGUAUUUGAAAUAAUAUAACUCUUAAAAUAUAUGUCAUUUUAAAGUCACUACUGCAGUGUUAUUUCAACUAUUUUUUUCAAUGAAGUUUUGAAUUUUUCAUCUAUGAUUGCUGUAGUUUUAAUUAGAUUUGCUUUGUUUUAAUCUUGAAAUGAUUUGUGGCCAUUUUCAGUAACUUCAAUGUUGGAUUUUAUUGUAUUUUAACUUGUACAUUAGUUGUUUUUUUUUUUUUGUAAGACAAUUCAUAGAUGCAAUAUUAGAGUGCUAUCUGAAAGGAAAAAAAAUAUUGGUAAGUUGCAACACAAUGUGUUCAGCAUAAAUUCCAUUUGUUUAAGUUGCCUUUUCUUUUUUUUCUAGAAAUCAAAAUCCUAACAGUUGACCAAAAUUGUCACCAUGUCAUUUUAUUUUGUUAUAUUUUCUUGCAAUGUAUUAUUGCUGCAAAUUAAUGGUAAUUCGGUUGUUUGAGAUACAAUUUUUACAUGCGUUUUCUUUUUCCAAGAGUUCUAUAUAAAAUUAUUCUACUAUUUAGAGAUAAAACUGACUGACUUCUAAACAUGUUUUAGUAAUAAUAAUAAAAAAACAACAUAAUUGAUAUUUCAUGUGUUUUUAUUUUCACAGGGCAGGAUAUAUUUGAAUUAAUGUUUAAAAAUACAAAUCAGAUUUGAAAUGGUUCAUAAUCGUAGAUGAUUUUUAGUUUUAAAAACAUGUUAGUUAACAAUCAAAAUUUCAUUAUGUUCUAUCUUGUUGAAUUUGAUUAGUUGUACUUCUAUAGACAUUGUUGCCCAGUUAGUACAGAAGUAGGUGUCCAAGUGAUAUGUUAGUUCCCCUACGUCACAGAAUUCCGUGUUUGAAAUUUUUCAGUUAAUUAUUUUUAUGACUUGUGGUUCAAAACAUUGAUUACUGGUGAACAUAUUUGUCAAGUGUGUGUAUUUAUGUAUAUGUAUUUAUGUACACAUAUAUCUAUAUAUAUUUGGUUACUUUAAUGUAUUGUCAGAAGAAUAUGAAAGAACAUAAAUGAGGAUCUUUGAAAAUAUUGUUUCUUUUUAAUGUUGUAGAUAAUUCUGCCAUGCAUAAUGGUUUCUAUAUAUAAUCCUCUCCAUACCAGAAUGUUUCUUUAUAAAUACAACCUGGUUACAGUAGGAAUCAAAAUAUUGAUCAUAUAUAUAAUUUUGGAACAUUAUGUGAGCUUCAAAGAUUAAAAAGAAAAACUUGCUAAAUUGUACCGAGUAAAAGAUUUUAGUGGUUGAAAAGAAUAAUAAACACUGUUCUUUUACUAAUCUUUGGCCCAUUAUUCCAAGACUUCUUGGGGUUGAUGUGAAAUUUAAUUUAUAAAAAGUAAAGGAAUAAAUAAAUCCACUGAA
Limulus polyphemus (Atlantic horseshoe crab) is the source of this 11659-nucleotide messenger RNA. Its product is annotated as 1-phosphatidylinositol 4,5-bisphosphate phosphodiesterase classes I and II-like. Lineage: Eukaryota; Metazoa; Arthropoda; Merostomata; Xiphosura; Limulidae. The coding region runs from base 23 to 3538 and encodes 1171 amino acids. Gene Ontology annotation, biological process: phosphatidylinositol-mediated signaling; lipid metabolic process. Gene Ontology annotation, molecular function: calcium ion binding; phosphatidylinositol-4,5-bisphosphate phospholipase C activity. The record is from RefSeq and is a predicted model, not a curated record. The transcript is spliced from 34 exons.